CUCCACCUCCCCGUCUCUUUUCAUUGGCACACAGACGCUGAAAGGAUUCGCUAGUGGGGCUUCUGCACAUUCUUCUUCGGCUCGGAAAAUCAGGCGGGCAUAUCCCACAUUCUUCUUCUGCUUCUCCCUUUUCUUAUUCUCCGCGACUCUCUCUCUCUCUCUCUCUCUCUCUCUCUCUCUCUCUCUCUCUUUCCUUCCUCUUUUUCUUCAUCUCCGUGUUGAAGCCGCGCUCUUUUGUUGGCGCCGGGGGAACGCAUGGGACCCUCACAUGUAGGGGGAACUUUUUUUUGGAGAGAAGCGAGAAAGGCUGGAGUGGGCGGCCGUGGGACGCGCGGACAGACGCUUCUUGGAGCAGCGCGGAGCGUCAGUGGCUAAACUCGUUCUCUGGAAUACAGGACGCGGCAGCAUCCUCCGUUCACUGCUCUAAUGUUCGCUUUGCCUGGCGACAUGGAUUUGGAGGGGCAGCCUGACCCAGAUCCCCGUGGUGAAGGAGACCCGGGUGGAGUCGGGCCAGUUCCUGCUGCUCUCCGUCCUCUGCAUGCUCUUCAUCCUCGUGGCGCUCGCCGUGUCCACCACGUUCUUCUGCGUGCGGCAGCGCUCACACCUCCACAUGAAGGAGAAGCUGGCCAGCCUGGGGACUGACACCGGAACAGAUGCAACCGCAACCUAUCAGGAGCUCUGUCGCCAGCGCAUGGCCAUCCGGACGUCAGAGCGCGUGGAGAGGCCGGAGACCCUGCGUCACUCUCGGCUCAACAGUGUCUCCUCCCAGUUCAGCGAUGGACCUGCAGCCAGCCCGUCCACCCGCAGCAGCACCUCCUCCUGGUGUGAAGAGCCCGUGCCAUCCAACAUGGACAUCUCCACCGGUCACAUGAUACUG
Messenger RNA from Labrus bergylta (ballan wrasse), 877 nucleotides. The record is from RefSeq and is a predicted model, not a curated record. Lineage: Eukaryota; Metazoa; Chordata; Actinopteri; Labriformes; Labridae.